Molecule: messenger RNA, 711 nt
Organism: Halichondria panicea
Lineage: Eukaryota; Metazoa; Porifera; Demospongiae; Suberitida; Halichondriidae
Product: protein SPMIP1-like
Exons: 1
Coding region: 96-650 (184 amino acids)
Source: RefSeq, a predicted model, not a curated record
AGCUUGCACUGCACUACUUCUCACUUCGAUUGUUGCUACCAGGAUUGUAUCGAGGACUGCUCUUAGCUUACGAAUUAACAGCAAACCACUAAACAAUGGGUACCCAGGUGCAAAAAUGCUGGGUUGAGAGCGUCAAUAAAGAAGCAUCUCUCCGUUUUGCAUGGCAUCUGAAGUAUUCUAAGGAAUUCGCCAAAGGUGCUGCUAAGAUCAAGAGGAGUGUUCCAUCUGCAAAAGGAAAAAGCACAUCAGUAUUUAAAAGCUCCGUAUCCGACAAAAUGAAGAAGAUCGAGAACAGCCCAAAGACAAAGUGUAAAACAGCUCCAUGUUUCAAUUCUCUUGCGAAAACUCCGGAUCAGCUGAGCAAGUCAGAUGGAGCUACAGCAAGAAUUAUGCGUGAUAUGAGGCCUUCUUCUCAAAACACUCACACACUGUUAUACAAUGGCAUCAGUGCUCAUGGAGAAGGUCGCUUUGCCUAUCUCAAGAAACGGAAGGAGAAGACACCAGAAGAGAAAUACGAGUUCCCGAUUUUGUCAUCUUGCCAGUAUGGUUGGAAGAUAAUGAAAUACACUAGUCCUAAGCCAUCUCAAUAUGCUCGUACAUGUGUUAUCAAAGACUCAUUCUAUCGCAAUAGUGGGAUCAUACUUGGUUAAAUGAACUUGUCAUGAUUAAUUUUCUGCAUUCUAAAGUUAUUCAUAAUUAUUAUUAACUACA